Triticum aestivum (bread wheat) is the source of this 736-nucleotide messenger RNA. RefSeq names its product NADH dehydrogenase [ubiquinone] iron-sulfur protein 3-like. Gene Ontology annotation, molecular function: NADH dehydrogenase (ubiquinone) activity. The record is from RefSeq and is a predicted model, not a curated record. Gene Ontology annotation, cellular component: respiratory chain complex I. The coding region runs from base 163 to 735 and encodes 190 amino acids. NCBI's taxonomy places the organism in Eukaryota, Viridiplantae, Streptophyta, Magnoliopsida, Poales, Poaceae. The transcript has a single exon.
AAAGUGUGCAGUUUUGGAUCUUUAUUGGUAGCCAGUCUUUCACUUCUGCCUCUCCACUCCCAUGCCUUUCUUGGUCGGACCAACCCAACCGGCGAUUUCCGACAAGUCUUUCUGCUUAGAGCAAGAAGCGGAACCAAAAUAAAGCUUUCUUUAUUUUCAUUUAUGGAUAACCAAUCCAUUUUCCAAUAUAGUUGGGAGAUUUUACCCAAAAAAUGGGUACAUAAAAUGAAAAGAUCGGAACAUGGGAAUAGAUCUUAUACCAAUACUGACUACCCAUUUCCAUUGUUGUGUUUUCUAAAAUGGCAUGCCUAUACAAGGGUUCAAGUUUCGAUCGAUAUUUGCGGAGUGGAUCAUCCCUCUCGAAAACGAAGAUUUGAAGUUGUCCAUAAUUUACUGAGUACUCGGUAUAACUCACACAUUCGUGUACAAACAAGUGCAGACGAAGUAACACGAAUAUCUCCGGUAGUCAGUCUAUUUCCAUCAGCCGGCCGGUGGGAGCGAGAAGUAUGGGAUAUGUCUGGUGUUUCUUCCAUCAAUCAUCCGGAUUUACGCCGUAUAUCAACAGACUAUGGUUUCGAGGGUCAUCCAUUACGAAAAGACUUUCCUCUGAGUGGAUAUGUGGAAGUACGCUAUGAUGAUCCAGAGAAACGUGUGGUUUCUGAACCCAUUGAGAUGACCCAAGAAUUUCGCUAUUUCGAUUUUGCUAGUCCUUGGGAACAGCGUAGCGACGGAUAAA